Messenger RNA from Paramecium tetraurelia, 3729 nucleotides. RefSeq lists its product as uncharacterized. Gene Ontology annotation, molecular function: protein binding. The record is from RefSeq and is a predicted model, not a curated record. Gene Ontology annotation, cellular component: non-motile cilium; intraciliary transport particle A. The transcript has 6 exons. Gene Ontology annotation, biological process: non-motile cilium assembly; intraciliary retrograde transport; protein localization to cilium. Lineage: Eukaryota; Ciliophora; Oligohymenophorea; Peniculida; Parameciidae.
AUGAAAAGCAAGGAACUUUGGACCUCUGCAAUAGAUUAGCCCAAGGAUGCGAAUUCCAACAUUACCAACCAAGUUUUCGCAUGUGCAUUUUUGAAAGAUGGUGAUAUAUUCGUGGCAGCCGUGGGUAAUGCACUUCUUCUUUUCGAUACCUACAAAUCUGACAUGCUGUGUCCACCCUUGAGAGGACAACACAAGGAGACAAUCACUUGUUUGGCCACCUCUAAGGAUGGAAACAAAUUGGUGUCUGGAAGUCAGGAUAAAACAGUUGUGGUUUGGAUGUACAAUAGUAAAAAAAGUGAUCGUUUGUUGGAGCCAGAGAAGUGGUUUUCUCAUAGUGAUGCUAUACAAUGUGCAGCGAUUAGUCCAUUGUAAUAGCAGAUCUUCACAGGGUCGAAUUAGGAGUAUUCCCUUUGGAUUCCUGGAAUGAGCAACAUCGAGCGAUAAAAGUUUAAGGAGAAGAUCAUUUGUUGUGCCUGGAGUGCAGACGGGUAAUAUGUAUCCUUUGGAACCAUAAGUGGUUUGAUUGUAAUUACGGACAGACAGGCACAAAAUCUGAAAGAGAUAUAGACUCAAAAAGGAGGACCUGCUUGGUGUAUGGAGUGGUCUCCAAUAAAUUCAGAUAACCAAUAAUCUUAACUUACAGUGGGAGUUUGGAUGAAUUCUUUAUAUCAAUUCGAUUAGAAUGGAUAAUAAAUUGGAGCCAGAAUAGAACUGCCCUUCGAUCCAUUACAUAUCAAUUUUUAGCAUAAUGGAGAGUACAUGGCAAUUUCAGGCAACAAUAGUAAAGUCAAUUUGUACACGAGAGAAGGGGGAUUCCUAUUCGAAGUAUGUUAGCAACAAGAUUGGAUAUGGUGCACUAAAAUUAAGCCCAAAUCAACCUUAAUAGGUUGUGGCACGAAUGAUGGAUAAAUCAUCAUUUAAGAAUUGAUUUCUGAUACUGUUAUUGGAUUAUAUAAUGACAAGUUUAUAAGCAGAGAGCAAUUGACUGAUGCUAUUAUAGUGUCAAUGAAUUCAAAUUAAAAGGCUAGGAUAAAAUGUAAAGAGUUGGUCAAGAAGGUCGCUAUUUUUAAGGAGAAAGUCGCCGUUCUGUGUGGAAUCAAGGUUCUAAUCUAUACUUGCGUGAUAAAGGGAGAUGAUUAUAUGAAGUACAAACAAUUCAAGAAGUUUGCCAAAAGAGUGGAUUGCGACCACUUCUAAUUGUCAUCCUCCAAUGUUUUAAUAGGUGGAGGUUAGAAAUUGAUUGCCUUCAAUUUUAAUGGUGAUAUGGAUAGAACAUGGUCCUUUGAAGCACCUAUUAGUUUUGUUAGUGUUUAAGGAGGCCCUCCUAAAAGGGAAUUGGUGUUGGUUGGAUUAGAGAACGGGGGAAUUUAUAAAUUGUUCUUAGAUAAUUCAUUUCCGAUUCAAGUUCAUAAGGUCAACACUUAGAUCAAAUAUCUGACCAUGUCUCAAACUAAAAGAAAGUUGGCUUUGAUUGAUGGCAAUUCGAAUCUCCAAGUUCUUGACACUAUCACUAAGGAAGUACUAUUUGGGGAGAUGAGUGUGGAAGGAGUAGCAUUCAAUGAGGAGUUUGAGGAUUUGAUUGCUUACUCUGGCAAGGGAUUAUUGUUUAUUAAAUGUAUAGCAUUUUAAGCAUUGAAUUAAAAAAUAAAUGGAAAUGUUAUAGGGUUCAAGGGAUGCAAAAUAUUUUUAUUUGAUGGCUCAAAACCUUAGACGAUUGUUAUCCAGCAGACUGCAAAUAUGUAGAAGUAUUUAGAGAAGAAGGACUUUUAGAAUGCUUUGAAAAUAGCAUGUUUGGGAGUUACAGAAUAAGACAUUAGAGCAUUGGGAAUAGAAGCAUUGAUUGCAGGAGAAUUUGAUAUUGCAAGAAGAUGUUUUUUGAGGAAUAAAGAUUAUCAAUAUAUAGAUUUGUUGUAGAAGUAUGAGAAAAGGAAUUUGGAUGCACAAACGUUGAAUGAACUCAAUGCAGAGACACUGGCAUAUCAAGGGAAGUUCAUUGAUGCAGGCAAUCUGCUUAUAAAGGUCGGUUUGGCAGAUAAAGCAGUUUAACUGUUCAAAGAGUUGAAACGUUGGGAUGAAGCAAAAAAUUUUGCAAAGAAAGGAGAUGUGGCAUUUAGGGCUGUGACAUCAGGAGGGAGAACAGGCACUGGAGUCAGAGCACCAACAUCACAAGGGAGAACAGGCACUAGUAGAGGAUAGGCUGUGAUACCAUAGCCAUAAGAUAUAGCAGCUCCAAAGAUAGAAAUGAAUAUGUUAUUGAGAGAAGAGGCAGAGUGGAUGAAGGAGUCAGGAGAUUGGAAGGCUGCUGCAGACUUAUUUGUAUAAUGUGGAGAAUUCAAGAAAGCCAUUGAUUUGUAUGGGUAGAAUAAAAAUAUCGAUGGAUUAAUUAAUGUUUGUAGAAUGAUGGACAGAUAGGACAACACAGACAGCAUUGUCUAAUGUGCCAAUUACUUUAAGAAACUCAAACAUCAUGGAGGCGCUAAGGAGGCCUAUCUUAAAUUGAAUGACUUGUAGAGUCUGAUGGCUUUGCAUGUUGAAUUUGAGAAAUGGGAAGAAGCCUUUCAAAUUGGUCGCUCAAAUAAACAAUUGCUUGAGAUUGUCAAAGUUCCUUAUGCCAAUCAUCUAUUGCAGAAUGAUAGAUAUGAGGAUGCACUCAAAGCCUAUAAAAGUGCUGGAAGAUAUGAUAUAUCAAUGAAGAUGACUAAGGAUAUGGCUAAGAAUUGUAUUGAAGAAUAAAGGUAUCAUGAUGCUAGUCAAUAUCUUUGGAAUCUAGCUAUUGAUUGCCUUACUCAAAUUGCUGAUUAUCAUAAUCCCUCUGGCGAUGAUGUCAAAUCAAUUAGAUAGUAUUAAGACUAUAGUGAUUUAGCUGAUGUCUAUUUUGCUUAUCAAAAGAUACAUAGUUUUAUCGGAGAACCCUUCCAGCCUCUGUCUGGAGAAAAUUACUUCUUACAAAUAAUGAAUGCAGCUCGAUUUAUCAUCUCUAAGUGGAAAAGCACCUAUCAAGGAAUUAAAAUGAGCUAUGUCUAUUAUUCUCUUGCAAAAUGUGCAUCUCAACUUGGAUGUUACAAAACUACUCGUAUUUGUUAUGAAAAACUCAAUUCAUUCAAAGUACCACCCGAAUGGAGUGAAGAAAUAGAUCUUUAAUCUAUGCUUAUCAGAUCCAAACCAUAUACAGAUGAUGAAUCGAGAUUGCCCUUUUGUGCCAGAUGUCAAACAUCAAAUCUUAUGUUAAACGAAAAUCAAAAUUGCUCUUAAUGCAAUGUUUGUCUUCAUCCUCUUUUUUCAUCCUUCAUCACUUUUUAAAAUCUUCAAGUCGUAGAAUUCAAGGUUGAUAACGCCUUAUCCAGAGAGGAUGUUGAGAAAUUGCUUAAUACUGAAAAAGUCAUAACCAAUAAACGACCAGGUUAGCUCUUUUAAGACAAAAUGAAUGAAAUUAUUCAAUAAUAACAGACCUCGCAAGAUCAGUAUUUGGCAGUUGAAUUAGAUGAAGCGACAAUUAAAUCCCUAUCCCCUGAAGAAGUCCUUAUUGUUGAUCUCAGGCCAUAUUGCAGAACUAUUGAUGUCAAAUACUAUAAAAAUAUGGAUUCCUCAUAACCAAUUCAUGUAUGUCCUGACUGUACAAGAUUCUUUUUCAUUGACGAACAUGAAUUUGAGUAUGUUCAAAAGAAAUGUUGUCCGUUCUGUAGAACCACUGAUAGAAAAAUACCACAGAAGGAUAUAUUUGAUCUUUGA